Myxocyprinus asiaticus (Chinese sucker) is the source of this 1648-nucleotide messenger RNA. Its product is annotated as retinol-binding protein 1-like. Bases 38 to 505 code for a protein of 155 amino acids. The transcript has 6 exons. Gene Ontology annotation, biological process: fatty acid transport. Gene Ontology annotation, molecular function: fatty acid binding. The record is from RefSeq and is a predicted model, not a curated record. Gene Ontology annotation, cellular component: cytosol; nucleus. NCBI's taxonomy places the organism in Eukaryota, Metazoa, Chordata, Actinopteri, Cypriniformes, Catostomidae.
AUCGGUACAGAGGAGAAACGCAGAAGGCAUACUCUAGAUGUCUUCCACAGACAUGAAUGGAUAUUGGAAAAUGAUAAGCAAUGAAAACUUUGAUGAAUACAUGGAAGCACUUGAUAUAAAUAUUGUCACCAGAAAAAUUGCCAGCUAUCUCAUCCUUGAUAAGGAGAUUGUUCAGAAUGGUGAUCAUUUUAAUAUCAAGACUCUCACCACCUUUAGGAAUUACCACAUGGAGUUUGAUGUUGGAAAGGAGUUUGAGGAGGAUUUGGUCGGUAUAGACGAUAGGAAAUGCAUGACUACAGUAAACUGGGAGGGAGACAAACUGGUGUGCGUACAGAAAGGAGAGAAGGAGGGAAGAGGCUGGACACAAUGGGUGAAAGGAGAUGAGUUACAUGUGUGCACGGAAAAAUCUGGAAGCACAAUGUUGUUUACAAAAAACAAAAAGGGAGGAAGAGGAAUGCUGUACAGAAGCUUCAUUGGAAAUGCAAGCCUGUGGCGUGGUGUGUAAGCAAGUUUUUAAGAAACAAGUUCUCGACUGAGACAUGACUGCAACCUCCCCUACAUGGAUGGUGAACGUUUGGACUAAGCUUUGUACAACAAAAUAAAAUGGGAACACAUAGACACAAACAGUAAAUACAAUACUCUGAUAUUGUUUGUUAGGUUCUGGGUCUAGUGCAGAGUGAUCCAGCAGAUGGAAAUAAAUUCAAUAAAUCAAAUGAUUUGUAGAAGGAAUAACUUUAAUUUGUAAAAAUUAAUAAAUGAAAUAAAAUCAAUCUAAAGAAAAAUAAUGAAGAAAUGUAACAAUACAGAAAUAAAAAAGUUUGGUUAUAAAUGUUGAGUAAAUAAAUCUAAAAAUAUAGCCAAGGACUAAGUCCUGGAACAAAACUAAUAAUACAAAGUAUUGCCACGUCUAAGGAACUAAGUAAAUGAGAAAAAGUCAAAGUAUAUAUCUGAGAUGAUCUGAGGCUUCAGAUCUGGAGUCAGAUGCGGAGCGCAAAAAGUGAGAGAUUAGUCUGCCAACCAAAGAUUCGUUAGGGUCUUUAAUACCCUAUGUGUACGUGCAAAAGCACUUCCUUUUCAGGUGCAAGAGUUCUGCGUGAUGUGGUGUCAGGUCAGUGCGCUCUGACCUACUGAGGUGGGAAAGCUGUGGUUAAGUCAUAAUGUCCAAAACAGACCCCCUUGCAUGUUUGUUCUAGCUAGGUACUGCAUUGUAAAAUUCUGAGCUCAGCAUGAUGAGCAAAGCAAUAGAAUAAAGAAUAAAAACCAGACACUAAGGUCUAUCUGACUCCGAUUCUGAGGUCUUUGGAGGGAUUAGAGUUUGCAUGAACUCUCAUACAGUGUCAUACAAAGAGAACAACCAAAUAUUCCAGCAUACAUGUUGAAUAUAAUUGAGUACAUUGAUAGUAUGAAUGUACAGAUACAUGAGUACAAAGAUGAUAUGAAUGGAGAAAUUAGUACAUUAAUGUGGAUAUAUGAAUGUGAUUGCAUAACUGAUUAUAAUUGAUCUCAAGCAUGAUAUCAAAAGUAUAAAAUAAGGAAAAUCAUCUGGCCACAUGCAUCAUGGUCUUAUCUGUUAAGUUAUGUUCUGGCUCAAACAUACUGCCAAACUGUCAAAAUACUACUACUACUACUACUACUAAUAAUAAAAAGA